UCUUUAAGUUCGCCCUCUGUCGAGCGUUUCAUUCACAGCUCAGAACUGUCCUUGGUGGUUUAGUCACUACUGGACGUCCUAACCGCAGAAAAGUAGGAAGAAACGUCAAAAUGGUGAAGAUAUCGUUUCAACAAGUAACUGUACAGAAGCCGGAAAAGGAGAACGAUGGAGACAAAGAGGAAAUUCACAUGCCUUACUCUCACAAGGAUGAGUUGGUGCUUCCAGUAAGAUCCAAGAAGUCUCCCUUUAGUGGCCUUUGGUGCGUCGUGCUCGGCCUUGUGAUCUUCCUGUCAGGCUUGAUCAUUGCAUCUGUAUGCCUGUACAGAUACUACUACAGCCCUCAGAUCCCAGAGGAUAGUUUGUUCCACUGUCGGGUGAUGUACGAGGACCCCCUGUUCGCCCCGUUACUCGGACGGCAGGAGAUCGAGGAAAACGUUGGCAUCUACCUGGAUGAUAACUACGAGCAGAUCAGCGUGCCUGUGCCCGACUUCGGAAGCAGUGACCCGGCUGACAUCAUUCACGACUUUCACAGGGGACUCACGGCUUACUACGACAUUGCGUUGGAUAAAUGCUAUGUCAUUGAACUCAACACGACAAUCGUCAUGGCGCCCAGGAACCUGUGGGAGAUGCUUGUUAAUGUCAAGCGGGGGAUGUAUUUGCCCCAGACCUACAUCAUUCAGGAGGAGAUGGUGGUGACGGGACGUGUUCGGAACAUGCGUCAGCUCGGACCCUUCAUCCACCGGCUCUGUUAUGGGAAAGAAACCUACAGACUGAGACGCCGUAGUGGCCCAAAACACAUCGAGAAGAGAGAGACCAGGAACUGCCACAGCAUCCGGCACUUCGAGAACACGUUUGUGGUGGAGACGAUGAUUUGCGAUCGACUCCUGCUGUAGUUUUCCUCCCUUUCUCCUCAACUCUACUGAGCAAAACCCAAAAGCGACCCUUCCCCAUCUGUCCAGCUUAACAGCACUUUAUCAGCAUGAUAAACCUGUACAUAACGUUACAAACUGCCAUCUUUGGUACGUGUUGUUUUGUCUCUGUCUAAAUUAUACUAUGAAGUUUUGAUUUGCGUAUCGUCUGUAGUUUUAUUUCACUCUCAGGUUCUUCGUUUUUAUGCUUUUCUUUUCACUGUUGAGGUUUCCUCCAAAAUAACUGAGGUUAGUCGUAGACGUUGGCGUGCGCAUUUGCGUCUUUUCUUUUUUUAAACCUGUAAAGCCUCGGUUUAUGUAGACUGACGGCAGUUCCUGUGGUUUGUUUUCAUCUGUCCAGACCUGUCUUUCACUUCCUCCUGUGUUCUAGGAGAAAUCCAGCAUUAGAAAAUCGUCUUCAAUGCCAAAAGAUGUAUACCUCAUUAUUUUAGAAAUGUAUGACUUGAAGCCCGUUAUUUAAGUCAUAGCGUGGGUUUUUGAACGUGAUCUAAGCAAUAUAGGUUUUCUUUUCUUGGAUUUGCCUAACUUGUCAUCCGUUUCUUCUGUAUUAAUGUUGAUUUCACUGAGCGGUUUAUCAUGUAUUGCUCUUUAAUACGUGUGAAUAAAGUUUGUAGAAAAAUGUGAAAAACUAGCCACCGGUUUGAAGUGUUUUGUUAUCUCUUAACGCAGUGUGUCCACACUGAUCAAAAUGGGAUGUUUCUUACUGUUUUGAAUUUCAUUAAAGGUGACUCUUCUUAGACACAGAUGUGCAAAAAUCUAUUUCCUUUUUUUUUUUUUUUAUGUACGAUUCGCACACGAAAAAUUGUAGAUCCUUAGACAUCGUCCGAGUUAGACUCGUUUCAUAUUGCUUGCACUUUUUCUUAUUGUAUCAUUUAUAUGUGUUUGUUCCUCGUCCACGCACACACACUGGUGUAGCAAGUUUUUAGUCUGGAAUAAAUGAGGGAUUUGAUUUGGUGCACUCUAUUCUGCUGCUCUCGCUUUGUAAAUAAUAAUCGCUUGUAAAAUCCAUCAAUAAACUGCUGAAAAACGUA
This is a messenger RNA of Pimephales promelas (fathead minnow), 1960 nucleotides long. It is a transcript of the gene itm2cb, whose product is annotated as integral membrane protein 2Cb. The record is from RefSeq and is a predicted model, not a curated record. Gene Ontology annotation, biological process: negative regulation of amyloid precursor protein biosynthetic process. Gene Ontology annotation, molecular function: amyloid-beta binding. Lineage: Eukaryota; Metazoa; Chordata; Actinopteri; Cypriniformes; Leuciscidae. Gene Ontology annotation, cellular component: plasma membrane; Golgi apparatus; extracellular exosome.